Talaromyces atroroseus is the source of this 1371-nucleotide messenger RNA. RefSeq lists its product as hypothetical. The transcript is spliced from 5 exons. Gene Ontology annotation, molecular function: metalloendopeptidase activity. The coding region runs from base 1 to 1371 and encodes 456 amino acids. Lineage: Eukaryota; Fungi; Ascomycota; Eurotiomycetes; Eurotiales; Trichocomaceae. Gene Ontology annotation, cellular component: endoplasmic reticulum membrane. Gene Ontology annotation, biological process: CAAX-box protein processing. The record is from RefSeq and is a predicted model, not a curated record.
AUGAUCAAUAAUAUACUCCAGGCUCUCGCCCAGUUUCUCGACCGCCCUCUCUUCCCAUGGAAGACGGUGUUAGUUGGUUUCUCCUUGGGCCAAUAUGCCCUUGAGAGCUUCCUUUCGCUCCGGCAAUACCGCGUGCUUCAGCAGACCAAGCCUCCAAAGGUUCUGGAAGGGGAAGUCACGACGAAGGUCUUUGAAGACAGUCAGACAUACGGUCGUGCAAAAGCAAAAUUCGGUUUCAUUUCCUCCCUCUACGGUCAGCUCCAGAACUUGGUUUUCAUCUACUACGACUUCUUGCCUAAAAUAUGGGGUGUAACUGGCGUGGCACUUGCUAGUUACUUUCCGACAUGGUCACAGGGUGAAAUUGGACAUACGCUUCUCUUCUUCUUUGCCUUCAAUAUCCUGACCACCAUCUUGUCCCUUCCGAUCUCGUACUACAACACAUUCGUUCUCGAAGAAAAGUUCGGUUUCAACAAGCAGACGCUAGGGCUUUGGGUCACAGAUAUGCUAAAGGGUCAGGCUCUCGGCAUUGCUCUCGGUGGUCCACUUAUGGCGGCCGUACUCAAAAUUAUUCAGAAGACUGGUGGUCAAUUUUUCUACUAUCUCUGGAUCUUCAGCAUCUUCGUUCAGGUCUUCACCAUCACCAUCUAUCCAAUUGUUAUCUUGCCUAUGUUCAACAAGUUGUCUCCUCUGGAACCUGGCCCCAUCAAAACUGGUGUUGAAGAGCUUGCGCAGAAGUUGAAGUUCCCCCUUCAUGACAUUUUCUCCAUUGAUGGCAGUAAAAGAAGCGCCCAUAGCAAUGCUUAUUUCUUCGGGUUCCCUUGGAAAAAGCACAUUGUGAUCUAUGACACCCUAAUCGAGAAAAGUGAGCCUGAGGAAGUAGUUGCUGUUUUGAGUCACGAAUUGGGUCAUUGGAAGCUUGGCCACACGACCAAAUUGUUUGGAAUCGCCCAGGCCCAUAUGCUUUAUAUAUUCGCAUUGUUUACGGCGUUCAUUAACAACAAGUCAUUGUUCCAAUCAUUCGGAUUCUAUAACGAGCAGCCUAUUAUGAUCGGCUUUUUGCUCUUUUCCGACGCUUUGGCGCCUAUGGAUGCCGUUGUGAAGCUGUUGAUGAACAUCCUUAGCCGCAAGUUUGAAUUCGAAGCAGAUGGUUUCGCGGCAGACCUUGGUCAGUCGAAGCUCCUUGCACAAUCUCUCUUGAAGCUCCAGAUACAAAAUCUAAGUACAAUGGAUGCCGAUUGGAUGUAUGCCAGCUACCACUACUCGCAUCCUAUCCUCACCGAGCGUUUGGCUGCUCUGGGAUGGAAGAGUCAAGGAGCCGAGAAGGCGGAGGACAGUGAGAAGCCUGUUAAGGCUGCCGACAGGGAAUUGUAA